Molecule: messenger RNA, 841 nt
Organism: Mytilus trossulus (common blue mussel)
Lineage: Eukaryota; Metazoa; Mollusca; Bivalvia; Mytilida; Mytilidae
Exons: 1
Coding region: 81-767 (228 amino acids)
Source: RefSeq, a predicted model, not a curated record
UAGGCAAACUUCCUGUUUCAAUUUUAAAAUUUGAAGAAUUAGACAUUGUGAAACUGAACGUUAAAACAUAACCAUCUAAUAUGGCACUGGUACUGAAUCGGAAUAGAGUUGGUGUUGAAAAUACUUCAACAACGGUUGGAGUCCCGGAAAACCCUCUAGCAAGAUUGAUGUAUUAUUUGAACUGCAUGUGUACUGUUCUUAGUUUACAGGAACCAAAUAUUAUGAGACUAAUUAACUAUAAUAAUUUUUUCGAUCUUGGUGCUGAGGAAAAGGUUUUAUUAUUACUUCUGUGUGCAAAAUUAAACCCUGUGGCACUGACAGGACAGUGUUUAUUUCACGAUGAGGACGUACGAUCAAAUGCAGGUCGGGACAAUGAGUUCUACAACAUAAAUGCAGAAACAAUGACGUUUGCGGCAUCAGAGUCGGUCAUAGUUGGUGAGAAAAGAGUGGCAGUUAAGAAGAUAAUGUUUUACAAUAUUGCUUGGUUAAAUCGGAAUUACAUUGAACCAAUGAAGUUUUUUUUAGAAGACGAAGAAGAUGAAGAGCCGUCAUAUGUGCAAAACAGGCCACAAACUGCAGCUUAUUAUCAUCAAGCUGUGACAUAUUACCAUCAACAACCAACACAAAACCAACGACCAGCAAUCACCUAUAACCAACAACCAUCCAUAACAUACAACCAACCAACGACUCAACAGUCAUCCUACAACUACAAUGCACCAUCGUAUCAACGUCAGAACUCUUGCAGUAGCUGCUGUGUUAUCUUAUAAAUCAGAUUUAACACUUCCGGUAUAUUUUUUUUUAUUUAAAAUUCGUUUAUUGUUAUUAGUAUAUAUAGCAAUUA